Molecule: messenger RNA, 1513 nt
Organism: Ipomoea nil (Japanese morning glory)
Lineage: Eukaryota; Viridiplantae; Streptophyta; Magnoliopsida; Solanales; Convolvulaceae
Product: cytochrome b561 and DOMON domain-containing protein At2g04850-like
Exons: 3
Coding region: 53-1324 (423 amino acids)
Source: RefSeq, a predicted model, not a curated record
UACUCCGUAUAUUACUAAACACAAACACCUAUCAUUAUCAAGCCCAUCCAGAAUGUUGUUUUCAUCGUCUCAUUAUUCCUGCAUCCUAACCUUUGUCGUCGUCUUUGCUUUAUCUUUAUCCACAAUUAGUUUGGCCGCUGAUUGUAGCCGGGCCUUCUAUAGUGAAGUCCAGAACCUAAUUGGAAAGAUAGGAAGGUGCAAGAAGCUAGCCAGCGGAGCUGAAUUCGGGUGGAACUACACCAACCAGACAAGACAGCUCAAAGUUUUAAUCGGAGCCCGCGUGGAGGCGGAGACCGGGUGGCUAGCGUGGGGGCUGAACCCCGGACCGGAGCCCCAAAUGGUGGGCACCCGAGCCCUCAUACUCAUCAAGACCGCCAAUGGCUCAUUGCUGUGUGGUAAAUAUAAUGUUACGGCCAGUGUUAAGCUGGGCUGCACCCCUCUUCUACCUUCCGACAUCGACCUAAACGUGACUAGCCCCAAUUGCAGUGUCCUUGGAAAGAUUGGAUAUUACACGAUCCAAGCCUCCAUAAACCUUCCCAUGAUCUACAACGUUUCGAGGCUGAACCACGUUUGGCAAACCGGGGAUGCGGCGGACGGGGCGGAGCCCAAGAUGCACCACACGAGUCUCAGGAACUUCGACAGCGCCGAGGCUUUUGACUUGAACACUGGCAAGGUUGCCAGUUUUGUCAUGGAGAAACGCCAACAGAUGAGAUUGGCUCAUGGGAUAUUUAACAUUGUUGGAUGGGGAACAUUCUUGCCGGCGGGUGUGAUUGCGGCGAGGUAUUUCAAAUCAUUUCCAUUUGCCGGGAGACACUGGUUCCCCUUUCAUGUGGGGUGUCAGAUAAUUGGAUAUAGUCUGGGCGUGGUGGGAUGGGGCCUUGGACUCUGGCUCGGCCAUGUUUCCAAGUAUUACACCUUUCGAACUCACCGAAUCACAGCUAUCUUCAUCUUCACUUUCGCCACCCUACAAAUGCUAGCCUUAAGACUGAAGCCAGAAAAGAGGGACGAAUAUCGCAAGCACUGGAACAAGUACCAUCAUUUUCUGGGGUACGCGUUGCUGGUGGUGAUUGCUUAUAAUAUAUUCAAAGGGAUAAGUGUAUUAAGACAAGAAGAGAAAGCGUGGAGAUCGGGUUAUGCCGUAGUGAUUGCGGUCUUGGUAUCCAUUUUUCUGGGGUGUGAAGUUUACACAUGGAUAAGAUUCUGUUGUUUAAGGAAGAAGGGUGAUAAGAUUCCUAAAAAUAAUGAAAAAGAUCAAGAUGACAAAGGCCUUAUUCCUACAGGGGUUGGUUCUUCUACUCACCGCCAAAACCCUCCUUCCAGUUAAUUAAACCUUCACAAUUUGACGUAAUUUCAGAAUUUUAUUUUUUAUAUUUAUUAGUUCUGGUCAAUAUAUUUAUCUCCUCAUUACUUAAUUAACUGAUGCUUCGUUAACGAAUAUGAAUGUGCAUGCAGAAUUUUGUUUACGUUUAGCAUAUAUUAUUAUCCAUAUAAACUUAUUGUUACUCUUCUUUAA